GGGGCGCCGGGCGGCCGCGGCGGGUGGCUGCCGGCUCUCCCCCAAAGUUUUUGGAUCCGCGUCUCCUCAUGAUGUAUGGAUGAUAUAUUGCAUUGUGGGUGUCAAUAUAACUGACGGCCAUAUUUGCCGGUGCUGCUACUGCUGUAAACAACCCAAAGUGUCUGGGAGACACGGAGACGCUUCGUUGAAUUUCAGGACGCUUCUCCUCCUCCCGCUGGCCAUGUCUCUGGGAAUGUCUUACAAGCCCAACUUGAACGCCCACAUCCCCGGGACUCCCCUCAACCCGGCUGGGAGUGUUCACUCUCCCUCCACAAGUAUGGCAACAUCAGCACAAUACAGACAGCUCAUAAACGACUAUGGCCCCCCAUCUCUAGGCUACACACAGGGGAUGCAGGGCACCAGCAGCAGUCAAGUACCACAGAGCAAAUAUGCAGAACUUCUAGCUAUCAUAGAAGAAUUAGGAAAAGAGAUUAGACCUACAUAUGCUGGGAGUAAAAGUGCGAUGGAGAGGCUAAAAAGAGGCAUCAUCCAUGCUAGAGGAUUAGUUCGGGAAUGCCUGGCCGAGACGGAACGAAAUGCAAGAUCCUAGCCCACGGGUUCAGCUGCAAGGUUUUCCAUCUCUUCAUGAAGAAAAAAGUAACACUUCUUCUUUUUGACUCUUGAAACAUUCAAACUCCUUUAUUUUGAAUGUUUUACCAUUCUUGUUUUGCCCUUGCAAAAAUGUACAGUGAAGAAUGGAAAAAAAAACCCAAGGAUUUUUCAACUUACUGAGGGUUUGCAUUUUCUAAAGACGUCAAAACUCCCUAAAAUGUUUCUAGAACAUGGAAACUGAAGUGCAUGCAGAGGAAUGCUCUUUCUCUCCCAGGCUCUAUUUCAGUUCUCUUUUUAUCCAGCCACAGCCUCAUUCUGUUUUUUUCUUUUUCCUUUGACUAUGUUCACUUAUCCCCAAAACGUCAAUCUUUCAAAGUUUGACAUAAGCUCUAAGGAUUUUUUUUUUAAUAAAUGCAGAAUAGCAUGCUGUACCUAGUAGUCUGCUAAGUCACAAUUUGUCAUACAGCAUAGACCCUGCUUAGAAAUAACCUUCCCCUUCUCUUAUUUUUCCUUUUUUUGUUCAUUUUGCAUAAACAUUUGCAUGACUGUUAGUGCUUUGAAGUCCACUUAAAGUGCAUGAGCUAUAUGGAAAAUAGGGAAACCUAUUAAAUAAUAACAAGGUCCUGGAAAGCUAAUUUCUACAUUAAGGCUGGAGAUUUCAGUUUAAAGUUUGCAAAAAAAAAAAAAAAAAGAAAAAGAAACACUCUGGAUGAAUACUAAAACUGUUAUUUGCAUCUUUGUAUGUAUUUAUUACUUGACGUAAUAAAGCUUAUUUUCAUUAACAGUU
Messenger RNA from Sturnus vulgaris (Common starling), 1378 nucleotides. It is a transcript of the gene CDK2AP1, whose product is annotated as cyclin dependent kinase 2 associated protein 1. Gene Ontology annotation, cellular component: cytoplasm; nucleus. The record is from RefSeq and is a predicted model, not a curated record. Lineage: Eukaryota; Metazoa; Chordata; Aves; Passeriformes; Sturnidae.